Quercus robur (English oak) is the source of this 3168-nucleotide messenger RNA. RefSeq lists its product as uncharacterized. NCBI's taxonomy places the organism in Eukaryota, Viridiplantae, Streptophyta, Magnoliopsida, Fagales, Fagaceae. The coding region runs from base 402 to 2819 and encodes 805 amino acids. The record is from RefSeq and is a predicted model, not a curated record. The transcript has 20 exons.
ACAACACAACAAAGAAGAAACUGGCCGGCCUCUCCUCUCUCACUUUCCUUUCUUAUAAUUUUGCAGUUUCGACGCAUACGAGAGACUAGAGGGGUCCUCUCUCUCUCACACACAUUUUCUCGAACAUAUUAAAUUAAAUACAUUAUUAUUUCUUCUUUGGAAAAACUUCCAUUAUUAAUUAAGCUAAUUAAUUUAUUUUUAUCACAAAUCCUUCUUCUCUCUCUUUGAGGACCUUUUACAGAAACAGAGCUCUGCUAUGGCCGCCUAAACUUCCUUCUUCUUCUUUUCUCUGUGUGUGUGUGAUUAUCGGUUAUUUGAAAGGCAAACUAUUUGGUUAGUGGCUUCUAGUUCUGGGGGUCAGAUUAAUAUCUUGAAUAUCAAGGUGGAGAGAAAUAUUUAGGAUGACUAAUAGUGAAGAGACAGGUAGUCCGGGUUGGGGUGCUUCAUUCUUCAUGCAGACAAGGGAUGAUGUUGCAAGAGCUGUUGCUGCGGCAGCUGCUGCUGCCACUGCUUCUCGUUCGCCUCGGCCAUCUGUGGUGUUUUCAUCAAAAGAUGAUACUGGGGGUAGCCCAAUUGAAAAACUGCAGCGUCAAUUCUCAAGAGUGCUAAAAGGAUUCUCACAGCCUCCUGCAGUGAAAAGUGCAAAUUACAAUCCGGAAGUUCUGACUAGCCAGAAGCGGCAAUGGGCAAGCUGUCAGCUACAAUACUUGGAUCAUAGGUCUUUAAAGGAGCCAACAAGGCUUUUUGAGAGCAUGGUAGUUGUCGGGCUUCAUCCUAACUGUGAUAUUCAAGCACUUCAUAGGCAAUACAUUGCCAGAAAGUCUGAAGGUUCUGGAAGAUUGCGAAGCGCUCUAAGUUCUCAGAAUCAAUCACGUGUAGAACCAAACGUUGAACCCCAGGUCUUAUUUGUUUACCCUCCAGAAAAGCAGCUGCCUCUUAAAUACAAAGAUCUUCUUUCAUUUUGCUUCCCUGGAGGCCUGGAGGUUCAUGCUAUUGAUAGAACUCCUUCCAUGAGUGAGUUGAAUGAAAUUCUUCUUGGGCAGGAGCACUUUAAACAAAGCGACCUCUCCUUUGUAUUCCGGUUACAGGUUGCUGAUGAUUCAACAAUGUAUGGAUGCUGUGUGUUAGUUGAAGAACUUGUACAAAAGCCCUUUGGAUUGCUUUCCAUGAUUUCAGAUAAACAACCUUCUUGCCCACCUUUAAGUCGUCAUAUAUUAACCACAAAGAGAUGUUAUUGCAUUCUCUCGAGGCUUCCCUUCUUCGAAUUGCAUUUUGGUGUACUGAAUAGCAUCUUCACAGAAGAAAGGUUGGAACGGCUAACAAAAGAUAUUGGUCUUCUAAAUCCAGAGUCCCUUGAGGAUUGUAGGGAGGAAGAAAAUUUAGAAGAAAAUUCAGAUGAUGUAAUACAGAAUCACAGAGUGGAGGACAUGCUGCACGGAACAGCCGAAAUUUCUGAAUUAAGUUUAAGAGAGUCUAAACUUGAAAGAGUUACAGAUGAUGCAAAUCAUGAAGAGCAUGAAAUGCUUGAGGGAGACUUUUGCUUGUUGAAGAAAGGUCUCAAUGAUAAUGUUGUUCCUAUAGAUCUAGAUUCUGAGAUGGUAUCAGCGAAAAGAGAAUCUAGCACUGCAAACCCUGAAGAUUGUGAUAUCUAUGUGGAUGAUUGCUCAUCAAACAAGCAAGUGGUAGAAAGGCGUUUGCCAAAUGCUGUCCUGCCACUCCUGCGGUAUUAUCAGUAUGAAAGCUCUGAAUCUUCCUCUAGUUUUCAGGGUUCUCCUAGUGAAGAUAGAAAUUUUAGAAGUGAUGCUGACGAUACUGAGACAGAAGAGGCGUCUUUCUCUGGCCAGGAAUAUCCCAGUGACCUUAUUGAUAUUCUUGAAUGGGCUAAGGCAAAUAACCAUGGGCCAUUACAGAUCAUAUGUGAGUAUUACCGGUUACAUUGCCCUGCCAGGGGUUCAACACUUAGGUUUCAUCCUUUGGAGCACCUGCAUCCUUUGGAAUAUAAUAGACCAGAUGAAACAGUUUUACAUAUUGCUGGCUCAACUAUUAAUUUGAGAUCAUGCAGUACAAGUCUAGAGUUUGCUGAGGCACACGGUGCACUCUUAGUGGAGGAGGAAGCGUCUGCAUUAUCAGUAUGGGCUAUUGCAUGCAUAUGUGGCUCCUUACGACUUGAGAAUGUCUUAACAUUGUUUGCAGCAGCUCUGCUGGAAAAGCAGAUUGUGGUUGUUUGUUCCAAUCUGGGAAUCUUAUCUGCUUCAGUUUUGUCCAUUAUCCCUCUAAUCCGCCCCUACCAGUGGCAAAGCCUGCUAAUGCCGGUUUUACCAAAUGACAUGCUGGACUUUUUGGAUGCACCUGUCCCUUACAUUGUUGGUGUAAAGAACAAAACCAAUGAAGUUCAGUCAAAGUUGACAAAUGUCAUUCUACUUGAUGUCAACAAGAAUCAGGUGAAGUCACCGUCGAUACCUCAACUGCCACAACAGAGGGAGUUAUUUUCCUUGUUGAGUCCUUAUCAUGCAAAGCUUGUUGGAGAAAGUUAUUUGGGGAAGAAACGGCCAGUGUAUGAAUGCACAGAAGUGCAGGUCGAAGCAGCAAAGGGUUUCCUAGCAGUGCUAAGGUCUUACUUGGAUUCUCUUUGCUCUAACCUUCGUUCCCACACAAUUACAAAUGUUCAAUCCAAUGAUGAUAAGGUAUCAUUGCUUUUGAAGGAGAGUUUCAUUGACUCAUUCCCCAGUCGUGAUCGACCAUUUAUGAAGCUUUUUGUGGACACACAACUCUUUUCUGUACAUACAGAUCUUGUUCUUUCUUUCAUCCAGAAGGAAUAGUGCUCUACCAUGCAAGGUUGGCUUGGAUUUUGUGUACCUUUCUGUGUAACGUGAACGCAAGUUCAGUAAUGUGUAAUUUUUCAAUUAUAUUAUGAGUUAAAAUUUUCCUGGCGUGAAAUGCUGCUAUAUUUUCUUGUUCUUCAAAGCUCAUCCACGGCCAUCCCACCUUUAAUGUAUAAUUAAAUAAAGCCCUGCUUUUGGAUUAAGAUGUAAUAUUAGCUCAGCAUAGGCAGACAAAAUUUAGAAAGUAUAGGUAGAUAAAGAUAGAAAUCCUGCAUGCCAUCUAACUUGUGAAUACCAAUAUUGUAUUUGAUAUAUAUAUUGCAAUUCAUUUCGCUUGCUCUUUCCA